UUUUAUUUGCGCCAUUUUGGAUAGGGCAGUUUCUAGGCUGGAUGUGUAUUGUCUGUCAGUGAAGAGAAUAGGUAAAGCGUUAUCGGCUGCUAAGCAAUAAUAGAAGGACCACAGGCAGUUUAUUGAAAUAGUGAUCACGCCGACAGCUGUCUUCAACAAGAGGACAGAGGUCUGUCCCCCACACGACUAGGAAAUGGACAAUUUAAUUGUCUAAUGAGUGGCGGAGGCUUUCUGUUCCCGUUUGCCGACCACUGGGAAGAAGACAGCCCGUGUCGGCGAGGGGGAGUUCGGUGUGGAGAGACCGACGGCCGGCUGGCGGGUCCCAACGUUGCCUAACGACGCUAGCUGUCACCUGAGAGGAUAAAGACCGUGAUAUCUGCUGGAAGGGAAAGUGUCCGUACAUCGCCUCUGUCAUCCUGAAGUGACACAUUUCACUCAGACGGGAGCGCUGGAUGUGAAAGCAGGUAAACUCGCCUGUCAUACGGCAGGACUGAACCUCAAAGCAGAUAGUUUGCUGUUAGCUGCGGCUACCUGCGGGAUGCGAUGGGUGGUGGUGGUGGUGAAGUACAUAUGAGAUAACUUAUUUCCACAAGUCAGGAGCGUUUUAUGUGUCCUGGCGUUGAUUGACCGAUCUCUGAGCUAUUACAAUAGCAUGUGUUUUGUGUUCAAGCAACAAAAUCAAUUGUAGUGUUAGUUUUCGGACAACCCAUGUUGUGGGUGCGAGUUAGCUAGCUUAGCAUGCUAACUUAGCGCGCUGUGUCCCCAUUCUUUGUCAUCGGCAGCAGCUCCCUGCCAAAGCUUUCCAUGUAGAUACUGCCAGAUGUUGACCAGAAAUUAGAUCCACCACACCGCACAGUUUGUCUGUGCCGUGUGGGAGCUCAAACCUCAGUCUCAGGGAGUAAACAUUAAAAAUGCUGUGAAUAUUGAAAGCGCAUCUACAUUACUGUACUGUACUCGACAGUACUGUUUGUUUUGAGGGACUCGUGCUUCAAACUCAUCAGCAAAUACAUGCUUUCUCUAGGUUAUUCCUUUAACCUUUACUGUAAUUGGUAAUUUUCUUCAAAUAACUAAGUCCAAGUUAAACUGAAUCUCAUCUCCUGGAUGACAGUGGUCUUGAUUUGAGGUUAGAAUCGUAUCGAAACUCAUGAUAUUCACGAUUAUGACACGAUGCAGCAGUUCUGCCAGAACGAAUUGGUUGUUUCAAUAUCGUUAGAUGAUGUGAUUUUGGUGAACUAUCUAUAACAAAAUGCCUGAAAGGUUAACAGCAAGAAAAGUGUUUGAAGUGCCACUGUCAGUAGACAUUAAACAGUGACUUGGGGAGUAAUAUUGAAAGAUAAAUCUGUUUAGAGUGCUUUACUAUUUUCAGAUUGAUAGAUCUGAACACACGAGGCCAGGGAUAAGAUAACUGUACUGCACAAGUCUUGACUAUUAACCGUUUGUUCCAACCCUAGUUGUGAGGCACUCUUCCUUAGUGAGUGGUCCAAGGGCUUUCAGCUAGUCAGUCUUCACCAAGUGUGUAAUCAGGGUCAUCACUAUCAGCCAUAGACACAUUGACACCUCACAUAUAGACAGCCCUCUUCUUCAUGCUCAGAGCCACAGACCGGUGUUGACUCUCCUGAAACAAACAACCUUAGUGGGUUUUUUGCCUUUCAAACUUUUUAGUUCAGAUGUCAUCUGAAGGUUUUACCCAUGGGAGAUAACUAUAUGUUGAAGGAAAAGUGUAAAUGCGUUAUUGAAAUAGACCAUGUGUGAUGAUGAUGUUUCAGUGGAAAGCUCAUAAGGCAAUAUGUGGUUAAAGGUUCGCAGGCCUCUUGUUUUUUCUCUUUUUUUUCACAGCACAUUUGAAGGGGCAAGCUUGUGUUCUGCCAGCAGCCCUCAGCAGAGCAGCCUCCUAUUGCCUUUCCUAUCCCUUCUCUCCCUCCCUUCUCUCCUACUCAGCCUCUCCUUGGCUUUUUUUUCUCUCUCCUUUUCUUCCACCACCCCCUCCCCUACGCGCCUCUCCAUCGCCCCCCUUUCUCUCACCCUCUUCCAUUUUCUCUCUCCCCCUCCUUCUUCCCUCACCCAGCCACCCUCCCUCUCUCCCUCCCUCCCCUCCACUCCUCUACACUCCUCUAAGCCUGCCCGUCCGACCUCCCUCUCUUCCUCCCCCAUCCCCUCACCCCCCCCCCUCCCCUCCCCCCUCCACUUCCGUCGCUCGCGCUCUCCUCCUCUACUCUGCCCUCGCUGUUUUCCUCUCAUCUCUCCCCUCACACUCCCUCCUCUAUCUUUCCUCCCUCGCUCCCCUCCCCUCUCUCACCCUUCCUCCUGGCUCCCUCACCCACCCGCCCCACACUCCCCCACACCUCACACUCACCCACCCGCCCCCUUCGCUGAACUCUCGUGCUCCCUCUGUCCCUCCCCUUCCAACAUGCCUCCCUCCCUCACCCCUCGCCUCCCUUCCUCCCCUUCUCUUCCCUCCUCCUCCACUGCAGACAUAUUGUAGAGGCUACUGCUGACUCAAUAGGAGGCGCCAUUCUGUGAUGGUAUUGCGAGGCAGGGAGAAAAAGGGGGCAGGCAGAGUAUAGGGAGGCUUACAUAAUGGUGCUGCUCUCUAGCGCCAUCCAUGAGUAAUGAGGGGAAGCAGGAAGGAAAGACAGAGAGGAAGUGGGAAGGGUGUAUGUCCAGCAUAAUCCCUGACUGUUGCCAGAAAGACUGCAGAUGUGUGAGACAAAGAGACAGACAGGUGCGUUGACAGAAUCGUCCCGUAAUUUUUCUAACUCCUCAUCAGAUCAGCAGUCUGUUGGACAGUGUAUGUACAAAGUUCUUCAACUCUCUUCUGUGUCGUCUUUGAAGGAAAUAUACUGAGUUGAUCACGCAAGCUGUUUGGGACCAUGGUGUUUGUUGUGACUGAGCUGUCUGUAUGUCAUCAUGCGUCAGUGACCUUUGACCUCACCAUAUUGAUCUCUGAUUUGAAUGGAGACCUAUGGCCAGCUGCUUUGGACUAGAGCUCAGUGAUGCUUUGCAUCAGCGUUAACAAAUAUAUGCACAUGUGCAACAAUAAUUGUCUUACCAAUCAAGUUCAACAUGACACGCUUCACCCUCACCUUCAGCUGAAAUGUUCUGAAGGUUUGCCUCAUCCGUGUUACAGAUACAGGACAAUUUGAAGUAAUCAAAGUACAUCGUGAACUGAGAGUCUGCAUUCAAGGUCUGGGUAUUACCUGUCUGUGAACACAUAUGGAUGGAUGAGGAAGGUGUAAAUUUAAUAAAGGCAAGUAAUUAUAAUCUUGACAUCAGUGACACCUUAUUCUGGUGCUGUUCAAGUCAGUGGCCACACACUUGAACCAUUCAUACAGACACUUAUCUUUACAUGACAUUCUUCUGGUGUUGUGUGACUCCCAGACUGUAAAAGACAGUAAAUCCUGUUUCUGAUCAAGUAGUCACAGGUGGGCUUGUAAUUGGGUGAAACGAUUUUGCUUUGGUACUGUUCCCAGUUCUCAAGUCUUGGUGUGGUAAAUUUUCAGUACAGUAAGGUAGACCAGCACAAUGUGUACAUUUUUUUCCCUUCAUCUUGUAUUUAAAGCAUACAAGCUAAAAAGUUUUGGCUGUAGAUUUCUUUUAUUAGAUUUUUACAUAAAACAAUAAAAAUUACUAAUACAGAAAAACAAAAUAGAAUAUAGGAUAAUCCAGAAUCCAAAAAAAAAAUUCAGGCAGAUUCCCAGUUUGGUGAGUAAUAUCAGAGGGCUUUUUUUGGCUUAAUGGGCAAAUAUUACAGCUACUUCUUCUCUGGCUCUUCUGCUGUCUGCAUCUCUGACCUCCACAGGGAUGGGCUGGCAAACACACACACAAACUUAGACACAGGAACGCAACUUCCCACUGUUAACUACACUUGACACGAGCCACUGUGCUGAAAUUGUUUUUUAGGAUCAAGACUUGAUGGCAGCAUGAUGACCAGCUAAUGGCUUGUCUUAGUUUUAUUGUCCAUGGCACAGCAAGUGGUCUGAUAUGUAUUUAGUUCUGAAGAGAUGACACUGUCUACGCUGAGUUAACAAGCAGGCUAUCCAUAUGUUCUGCCCUUCCUAUCCCCACUGUAAUAGACACAUAUGAUGGUGAUGAUCAGAUAACCACUGUAAGAGUUCACAAUAACUAAUGAUGCAGUAUUAUAAAUGUUAUGAAUGCUGUGUGGUGAGCUCCAAUUUAUUAGUCCAGAGGAGGACCUGAGAUUUGAAUUACCUUUAGGUCUUUGCUAAAACUAUUAUGAUGCACAUCUGCGCCGAAAGUGGCUUACUGUAGCAGUACAGCACAACAUUGAGUCCAUCCACAGUCACAGGCCUGGUCUGAGUCUUUUAGUAGAAAAUUCAUAUCUAACCUUGAAACGCAUAUCCUUGAUUUAUCUGCACCUGUUGUUUAUAUCCAUCUCUUACUUGAAUUUGGAAAGUCAGUCCAUCCACAGCCCUGAUAGUCAGAUUUAGCAUCCAUGUAACUAUAGUUGUAAAUGUAGAUAACACACAUUUAUGUAAAUAAACAAUUGUAGCACAGCUUGUGAUGUACAUUAAAAUGUAUUUUACUAAAACAUCUGGCCUUCUGGACUCAUUGAUGCUGGUGUCUGAGUUUACCAGAAAAAUAGUGCCAGAGAUCAAAGAUAUUGAACUGGGCUCAGCUUUAGAAAUUAAGCAUCAUUUAAUGCAUUUAACUAUCUCUGAGACCAGGGUUGCUGGAGUGUUUUUAUUGUCUCGGUAUACCUAAGACAGCAAUCCCCCACAGUGCAGCCCCCUGUGAUGUUUUAAUGCAGGGCUGGUUUUUGCCCCAAUCCUCACUAAAAGCAUGGGCAUAGACUAGAUAAUCUAUCAGGGAGCAACUUCAUCCCUUUUAGUCUCAUAACUCCUCAGACAGAUGUGACAGUUACCUGUUGUCAGAUUUGUUUUGGGGGCUGAAUAAAACCAUUAUAACCUCUUACUCGUCAAACAUCCUUGUCUUGAUGCCAAAAAAUCCCAUUACCGUCAAAGGAAGCUCAAACUAUCUGUGGAGUGUGUUUCUUACUUAAAAAGGGUUUGAUCCAGAUUUUCUUUCAGGUGUCAAAUGCAUUAGACUCUGAGAACAAGAACUACACUGAUGUGAACAUCCACACUGAUGAUCAGUUAGGGUCUGUACAGUUAUUAUGCCAGGUACUUGCUGCGUGCUCCAGCUGUGUUUGCUGCUUAAUUGUCUUCUCACCUCCAUUAUUAUUAAUAACUAAACACUUACAACCAAUUGUUAAAGUAAGCCUUAUUGCAGCCAAGCUGUUCCUUUUCUUGGUUUGUAAGUUCUAUUCAUUUUAUCAAGCAGUGAUUUUACCUCAAUGAUGAGUUAUAUGUCAGCUGGCCUGUUUGUUUGAAUGUGUAAACAUGUAAAUUUGAGUGACUUUAGAUGUGAGGUGUAAGUGUUUCCAUCAUUCAUCAAAACAUUAAAGUGACCCUGACAGAGGUAUUAUUCACAACUGACCAUUCUUAAAGAUGAUGCUGCUGCAUCAUUAUGCACUUUAUAAAGAGACUUUCUUCAUAUUGUUGAUGUGACGUUAUCAUUGCAUCCUUGUUUUUCAUAACAGGUGAGUUGGAGUCAAGUACAGCAAACCGAGGUGCAGUUCAGUUAACAGACAGCUGUCCAAAUAUACCCUGCUUCUGUUGAUAACAUGCUGUAUAUGUCUUUCUUUUCAAUCCAGGUGGACAGGAUGUUCCAGCUCCCUGUCAAUAACUUGGGCAGUCUGCGGAAAGCAAGAAAAAAUGUUAAAAAGGUCCUUGGAGACAUUGGCUUGGAGUUCUGUAGAGAUCACCUAGAGGUGAGCGUGCUCAGACAACUCAACUUUUUUCAUGAUAAGUUUGCAUGGAAAAUGGGUUCUGUAUUCCUGGGCUCAGAGUUUCCAUUAGUUAUCUGUACAUAACUGUGUGAAAUGCCCUCAACAGCAUUAUAUCACUCCUCAGUUUAGGGUUGAAAAAGGUCUCUUUUGGGUGACCUGUAGCUCCAGUGUACACAUAGGACAUUUUCUAGUUUAAUUAUCAGAUCAGUUAAGGGAAUGGGAUUGCCCUUGCCUUUGGCUCACACUGAGAAGUAAUGGAGCAGCAGCAGGGUGCCUGGCAGUGCUGCAUAAAUGUGGAGGAUUUAUAACAUAGUCUAUAAACUGUUGCUUGUACUAUAAUGUGAUUACACUCUUUGACACCAUAUCUUUAUUUUAGCAGAUUUCUUUUUUUUUUUUUUUUUUACAUGAUGAUUGCCAAGGCUUGAAAUCACAAACAGAUUUGGUGAAUUUAGUGUCUUCAUUUUUUUUAAGGUCACAUAUCAAACAGGUUUGAACUUUGUCUGAACCUGCGGUUUUGGUGUGCCAGAGAUUCACAGCGAUUUGAAAUACUCAGAAAUGCAAUUUUGCUCUUAUGUUUCUCAUGAUAUGUCCUGUAGCUUCAGAAAAAUGCCACAUGAACAUGUAGACAACAAGAAAAACAUGAUUUUCAUUGGAGUGGGUCAUUAAGUGAGGCACUUUAUGUCUUUUGUUUGGUAAGUCAAACAAAAGAGCCCGAGUCUAAGUUUGUGCAGGUCUAAAAAUUUGUAGCCUGCUGUUAGCAAGGACACCUUUUAGUGUCCAUUUAUGAACAUGUCUCAUUGGAUCACAAGAUUGUGUGUAUAGAUCUUGAACUGUUUUCCCAUCCAGUCUGUAUGCCAUUGCCUUGGUUUGUUAACGCCCUGUGACCCGAACAAAUACUGGUAAAAUAAUCACACUUUCCUCCUCUUGAAUCUGUUUAGUGAGUACUGUAGAGUGAGUUUGACCUGGCCUUGUCAGAGCAGUGCUCAUAGACUGUGGCAGGUUAGUCCACUUAAUAGAACAUUCGGGCUGAAUGAGUUUAGAAGUUAUUAGGUGGAAUAACCUUUUUUUGACCUAUAUCAGGAUUGCAGUUGAAUACUCCCAUAAAAUCUGUUUAAAUCUGGUAUCUUUAAGUUGUGUGACAUCAGGCUCCCAGCAUUACACACAGACUUUUGCUUUCACUCUCAAACACCGACACACACUCUCUCUCUCCCUCCUAAUCUCUGUUCAUUACACACACGCAUACAAACACACAAGAUAGUAACUUACCAGUGACAAUAUGUAAUCUUUGCCCAAAUCCUGCAGCCUGGUGCAUUAAGCUGUGCUGCCAUCACCAUAUUUGAAACAUGUGAGUAGUGGUAGCAAAGACUUUGCUGUUUUCAGUUCUGCUAAUUUCCCCUUGCCAUUUACAAAGUUACACUUUCAAACACUUUGGCGAGUGAUCCCUGUCAGAUGGUAGUUGGCUAACUUGGCACAUUGAUGGUCAGCGUUUUUGUCGUGCAACUGCCACCCAGUUCUGUGGCGGUGUUUUUUUUUUUUUUUCGAAGUAGGUGGUGCAGCCCUGUCAGGCAGACUCUACACAGUACCUGGUGCCACAGUGCCAGCUUCUGUCAGGCCGGCGGCCAUCAUACGGAGUGCUGAAGUGUUUCACCCUCAGAUGUAGCUUUCUCUUUUGGCUGACUUCUCUCUUCUUGCAUGUGUGUCGUGUGAGCAGGUUAAUUACAGCAUUUGCAGUAAAAAAAAUAAAGUUAAUGGUACAGCCCGUCUUCACGCUGUUAGCCAAGUCAGCCAAGCUCAUGCAGUGUCUCUGUCUUUGAGUAGCAAACAAAAAGCAGAGAGGAUCCUUCAGACCUGGAGGGUCCUCUGGUGGCAUUUAGAACCACAUUAUGGGUGUAUCAAUGUUCCAGCCACCUGUCACUGCAGAUUCUAGCCAGUACAGAAACAAAAAAAAGAGAAGAUAAUAGAUUUAAGUACACGAUGCAUGAAAGCUCUGCUCCAUUAAGAGCUAUUUGAACUGGAGUUAUUCUGUUCACUCUUAUGACAUGACCGCACUGACAGUGUUAGUUGUUUUCAUUGAAUACAUGUUUGUAAUCUGUUUUUCUUUACUAGCGGCGCUGCUGCAUCCAACCUUGAGCUCAAACCCAAUGCACUGAACUGUGAAACUGCACCAUGACACCUUAUUGUUUUAACAAACUUAUACAAGAAGCCUGGAUUCCCUUCAAAGCACCAAGACUCAGCCAAUACCUCUUAAUGUCUUCAAUGUUUUCUCAGGAUUAUUUGAUUGAACUGUUUGCGUCAUAGUCAAGUAAUAAUCUUCAUUUCCUUGUUGUUUAGGACUACAAAGAUUUCACUCCUCCAGAGGUGUAUAUAAAGCACACUACCUGGGAGGAUGUGUGCAUGUGGGAACCCUCACAUACCAAAGUCCAGGUUUGUGAUAUCCUUAAUAUACACCUAUCACAUCAAUAUUUAGAGAUUUACAGUGAGAAGAUUUGAAUCUUAAGUUUCUGAGACAGCAAAAGAAUGUGAAAAAGGUUCAGUGAUAUCAUUAAGACACUCUUUAAGAAUGUGUAGAGUCUAAGACUGUUAUGCCUAUGUCUGCAGGACUACAGAUCCAAGCCUUUCUGCUGCUCUGGCUGCCUCUUUUCAUCAAAGUACUUCUCUGCAUACAAGAGCCACUUCCGCAACGUCCACAGCGAGGACUUUGAGAACAACAUCCUGCUUAACUGCCCCUACUGCUGUUACAAUGGCAACAAGAAGACUCUGGAAACACACAUCAAACUUUUCCAUAUGCCAAAUAGUGCUGUGCGUCAGGGCACUGGUGGAAUGGUGUCAGGAGCUGGAGGGAUCAUGAUGAAGGACGGGGUGCUGAAGAGGACUGGGGACAGCGUGGAACAGGCUGUAUACUACUGCAAGAAGUGCACCUACAGGGACCCUUUGUACAAUGUGGUGCGAAAGCACAUCUACCGGGAACACUUCCAGCAAGUAGCCCAGCCCUACAUUGCAAAACCAGGAGAGAAGACAAAUGCUCAGAAUGGAGGCACAGCAGGAGCCCCAGGGAAUACAGAGGCCAAGACAAACAAUGUUAACAGUAACCAGAUUCACUGCAAGAAGUGUCUGUUUGUCCCCAGGACCUAUGAGGCGCUGGUUCAACACGUCAUCGAGGAUCAUGAGAGGAUUGGCUACCAGGUGACUGCCAUGAUUGGACACACCAGUGUGAUAGUCCCCCGUCCCAAACCCAUCCUCAUGAUCCCUCCCAAAACCCAGGGGGACAAAACCAUCAUUGGGAUGGGCCCUAAGGGUGCUGUAAUGGCCGCUACCAGACCACCUGGCACACAGCAGCUGGGUCGAGUUGUCAUCCCAUCAAAGACAGGCUUUAACUCUAGUCUUUUAUCCGGGCUCAAACACGAUGCAGUGAGAUUAAAAGCAGGGAACACUCAACCAUUUUCUGUUGGCAACCAGCAGGUUAGGGUUACUUUACCAGGCAAUGCCCAGGUCUCUAUGCCCCAGCAGUCCCAUGCAGCAAAGCAGCUUAUUCCUGGUGGAAACCUGCGGGGCCAAGUCGUGGUCAGUGCCUCUUCUUCUCUCAAAUCCAACCCCCUUGGUUCCCGUGUCCAAGCAGCAGCUACUACGGUAGCUUCUGUCACUGCAAAGAAAGGUGGCUCCUCAGUUCUUGGCACCUCUUACACCCAAAAGUGGAAAAUCUGCACCAUCUGUAACGAGCUCUUCCCAGAGAAUGUGUACAGUUCUCACUUUGAGAAGGAGCACAAAGCAGAGAAGGUGCCUGCUGUGGCCAACUACAUCAUGAAAAUCCACAACUUUACCAGCAAGUGUCUCUACUGCAACCGCUAUCUCCCCAGUGACACGCUGUUGAACCACAUGUUAAUCCACGGUCUGUCUUGCCCACACUGCCGUGCGACCUUCAAUGACGUUGAGAAGAUGGUGGCCCAUAUGCGGCUGUCCCACCCAGAUGAGAGCGUUGGCCCACGCACAGAUUCUCCCUUGACCUUUGACCUCACUCUGCAACAGGGUAGUCCCAAAAAUGUUCAAUUGAUUGUCACUACCUACAAUAUGAAAGACGCCCCUGAGGAGUCUGUGGCAUUUCAUGCUCAGAACAAUAACACCACCUCUGUCCAAUCAGCCUUGUCUGCUUCACUUUUAUCAGGAAAGAGGUUAAUGCCUCCACAUCCACCCAAAACGCCUGUAGCGACUGCUGACAGUGCACCAACGAAGAGCAUCCUUCAGGCAUCUGUGCCUUACAAGAGGGAUGUAGGCAAGACACUUUGUCCUCUUUGUUUCUCGAUCCUCAAGGGCCCGAUCUCUGACUCAUUGGCCCACCACCUGAGAGAGAGGCACCAGGUGAUUCAGACAGUCCACCCCGUGGAGAAGAAACUGACCUACAAGUGUAUUCACUGCUUGGGGGUUUAUACAAGCAACAUGACUGCCUCUACCAUCACGCUUCACUUGGUGCAUUGUAGAGGUGUAGGGAAAUCCCAGAAUGGGCAGGAUAGCCGGGCUGCUCAUUCUUCUCGUGUCAGCCAGAACCAGAGCAGCUCUCUUAAACGGCCCGGCUUUGAUAGCUCUGACAGUAGUGCACCAAAACGAAGGAGGCCUGGACCCCCUGGGGAAAGAGCCCACCCCAGGGAUUAUAAUGGUCUGCCGUCAUUUGUAGAUAACGCUGAUGAACCUGUAACUCUGGCUCUUGACCCCAAAGGACAUGAAAACGAGUCGUAUGAAUCCAGAAAGGCAUUUCUAACACAGUAUUUCAAUCGAGCGCCAUAUCCCACUCAGCGGGAGGUAGAGAAGCUAGCAGCCAGCCUAUGGCUGUGGAAGUCAGACAUCUCAAGCCACUUUGUCAACAAAAGAAGGAAAUGUGUUCAGGAAUGUGAAACCCAAAAUGCUAACGUGCUGCUAGGGUUUAGUAUGCAUGAACUCAGCAAAGUUCGACACGAGUUAGCGCUCAACCAGGACGACGUGUUCGAGGGCAGACAAAGGAAGAGGCGGACGUCUAGAGCACGUGUGGGGAUGUCAGAGCAGGCCCUGCAGAGACAUAAAGAGCUUGUUGCUGCUAAUGGUGGUAUGGCCCCAUCAAGAAAAGGACAGCCAGUUGUGGAAGGUACUAAAGCAACCUCAUCAGCCCUUGAGCCCAACAGUGCCAGCAGAGACCAAACCAAGACAAUCAAUAGCACCUUACCACAGAAAAUGCCUCUAGACCUUUCUGAGCCCAUUGCCAUUGACUCUGACAGCGAUGAGGAAGAGCAGCAGAGGGAUAACAAGGAACGAGAGGGAGCUGUACGUCUCCAUGGUAACCAACAGCUGACUGGAGCUAAAGAGAGAAGUGAGUCAAGGACAGGGGCUAAGAUAGUUUCAGAUCUAGAUGAUUUGUCAGACGAUGAUGACGAUGAGGAUGAUGACGACGAAGAUGAUGAUGACGAUGAAGACGAUGAGGGUGAACAUGUAGAGAACGGUUUCGGGCCCACAGAAAGCUCAGCAGGACUGUCUGCUAAAGGGAGAGACACUCUACCCAUCAUUAUUCCUAAGUUUGUACCAUCAUCUGCUCGAAGUGGGAGUGACAGAGCCCCGCUGGGCAAGCAGCAGGUCUGACUGACAAAAUCAAAAAAGGCUCACAGUCAGAGAGACACUUUAGGUUUGAUCCAUGCCAACAAAUCUGCCUCGCUCGAACUGAAGGGUAAAGCCUGGUUAUUCUGGGUGUUUGAGAAGGAGUUAUAAAAGACCUCAAUUUGAGUCAACUCAAAACAAGCCAUCCAAUGACAUUCAUAGGCAGGACUUGACACGCAGCUAAGAUUGAUGUAAAGAUUUGUAACAAAGGUUUAAUGUGUCUUCUCCAGCGUGAGGGGAGGCACAAAGAAAAAAAAAAACAAAGUUACACCAAACAAAUAGAAAGUUUUUUGCCUUCUAUAUACUUUGUUACAUUGAGAUAAGGACUUCUUAUUGUUGAUUUAGCCACUUAAUCUUGUAAUAGUGGCUCAAAUAUUGAUUUAUUGUGAGGUGAAGCUUUUGAGCUGACCUGAUAAUCCAUCGGUUUUCCUUCUACUGAGAUGGGUCAUGUAAAUUUGUACAGUCUUUUAGACGUGUUUGGACACAUGUUGCCGUACAUGUACCCUUAAAUAUUUGCUAUUACCUAUGUGUAAGGUAGCCUCAUGUGUUCUACAUUGGUAUGCUUAACGAUAGGUGUUGCUUUGGUGGCUGGUAUUAAUUUUUCACAUGUUUAAGUUUAUUUUUUGACAAAACUUAGUUUUUUUUGCAAAAUAAUAUAUCUAUAUAUAAAUAAAAUAAUAGAAUUGAAUUGAUUUUGCUCUUAACUUGAUUAGAUUUAUUUUUUUAAUUUUGACAUUUUUAAAAUUUUGGUUCUGACAGAAUACUGGCUACUGGCUUCACUUCAUCAUCCUUUUGCAGCCUUAUGCUCACUAGCCUUGACUCUACUGUUCUUGCUGUUCUCUGUUUUCAUAUUCUAGAGUUUAUUUGGCCCACAAGGCUGGACAGUUACCACCUUACUGACGUUCACAGAUGUGAAAGCCUUUUUUUUUUUCCAAAAAGAGAAUUGUGUUCAAUAUGUGUUCUUUGAAUUGUGCAUAUUUGUUUUUUUCCCAUUUUCCACUUUAAGCAUUUAUGAACAAUAAAGUGCUGUAAUUGUGCUUCACACUGAACUUAUGGCCAUGCCAGUCUUCUGUUCGAAGUGCAAACCCGAUUCCAGUCAAGUUGGGAUGUUGUGUAGAAUGUGAAUAAAAACAGUGAACAAUGAUUUGCAAGUCCCUUUCAACUUCUGUUCAGUAGGAUACACUCCAAAGGCAAGAUCUUAAAUGUUCAGACUUAUAAACUUUGUUCUUUUUUAGUUUAGUUUAGUUUAGUUUUCUAAGUAAUCACUCAAUUUGAAUUUGAUGGCUGCAGCAUGUUCCUGCAAAGCCGGGACAGGGUCAUGAUUAUUACUGCUGUGUUACAUCACCUUUCCUUUUAACAAUACUCAAGUGUUUGAGAACUGAGGACACUGAAAGCUUUGGAGGUGAAUUCUGUCCCAUUCUCGCUUUAUGGACCACUUCAGCUGCACAAAAGUCCAGGGUCUCCGUUGAAGUAUUCUGCACUUCAUAAUGUGCCACACAUCUUGGGAGUGGGAGACUAUGGGCACGAACACAUCCCCAGAACUACACAGAUACUGGCAUUCAAACUUUGACCUGAUAAUCUAGAUGGUCCUUUUUCUCUUUAGUCAGAAGGCAACCACAUCCAUGAGUGGACUCGUCAGACCACGGAAAACUUUUCCACUUUGGGUCAGUCCAUCUCUCAUAAUCUUGGGUCCUGAGAAGCUGGCGGUGUUUCUUGCUGUUGUUGAUAUCUGUCUUUGUCUUUGCAAGGUGGAGUUUGAACUUAUAGAUGUAGAGAUGAACUGGGGUAACUGACGAUGGAUUUCUGAAGUCCUCCUGAGGUAAAAUCUUUUACAGAAUGAUGUGGGUUUUUAAGCAGUGCUGUCUGAGGGGUCAAAGGUCAUGGGCAUUUAAUGUUGGCUUUGGGCUUUGCUGCUUAUGUGCAGAGAUGUCUUUGGAUUCUCUGAAUCUUGAGAUGGUUUUAUGGACUGUAGAUGAUCAAAUUUCUAAAUUCCUGCAGUUGUACAUUUAAAAACUUCGUUCUUAAACUGUUGGACUAUUUGCUCACACAUUUGUUGAUAAAGUGGUGAACCUAGCCCCAGCCUUGCUUAUGAAAUACUGAGCCUUUCAGGGAUGCUCCUUUUAAACCCAAUCAUGACCCUUACCGGUUUCCAAUGAAUUUCUUCACCUGUGGAAGGAUCCAAACAGGUGUUUUUGGAGCAGUUUCCCAGACUUUUGUUGACCCUGCCCCAACUUUUAAGGAACAUGUUACAGCAUCAAGUUCAAAAUGGGUGAAGAUUUGCAAAAAAACACGAAAUAUUAUCAGUUUGAACAUUAAAUGUUGUCUUUGUAUUCAGUUGAAUAUAGGUGGAAAAGUAUUUGCAAAUCACUGCAUUCUUUUGACAUUUUACACAACUUCCCAUCCUCACUGGAGUUGCGGUUUGUAACAGAGAUUGUGUCAACAUUACUGGGAUACUGAAUACAAUGCAGCUGCUACAAAAGGUUGGAGUGUAGUUGUGUGGAAAAUCUGCAACUUCAAAGUUUGAACAUCCUCCAUGAACUUGUCUUAAAACUACAAUAUGCUUAUCUGACCAAGUGAGAGUGCUUUACAAAGGCAGCACAAAGAAACAAAAUCAAACAGGCAGGUCGUAAAUUCACACAAGGCAAGGUCAAGACAUCACACAUCUGAGAAGCAUACAAUUCAUCGAAAAAAUCUCUGGAAAUAAAAUUCUUUUAAAAGAAUUCUGAUAACAAAUACGGGUAAAACUUCAAAUUCAGCUCAUAUUUUACAAAAGCCAAAUUCAAGCUUACAGCCAUUCAAAGGGAUAUUCCGGCAUUAAUUUAAGUCAUGGUCAAACACACCAUAACACAGAGGUUAGACAACCCCUGGAGAGAUGAGUGUUGCCGACUGCUUGCUUCCCUCCUCUAGCAGCCGCUUGUUUGUGGGAGAGCCAUGACAAGUUGAUCACCGAGUACAGCCGAUCAUUUCCUUGAAGUAAUAAUGAUCAUAAUAAUCAUUUUGCACUUCAGACGCGGUAGUUCUUCCGACUUCGUGUCUUGGUCUGAUUGCAUUUCCAUUAAGUAAUGAUCCUAAAUUUUUUCAUUGCACUCGCUGAUCGACUCACCCACUCUCCCCCACAAACAGGCGGCUGCUGGAAGAGAGUGGGUGAGUUGUGUUUAGUCUCUUUGCCAAAGAAACCAGGCAAAGCUAAAAAGAUGUUUGAUGGCUAGUACUAUGGCUAGGACCAUAUAUGCACUGUUGAUGAGGUUAGGUGCUGUUCUUAGCAUUAUUUGUGGCUAUAGAGUGGCGUUUUGGUUGAGGUUUGCGUGUGGGGAUGUGGAAAGCUGUGUAUUGCUAUCUUGUGGUCAUUACUAAAGUUGGUAUAACUAGAGAAGCAAGCGACAACUUUCAUCUCUCACAGGGUUAUGGUCUUGUGUUUGACCAUAACUUAAAUGUGUGCCGGAAAAUCCCUUUAAGGUAAAUAUAUGAAUAUUUACUUUGACCUCAAAAUAUGUAUAUGUAUGUAUAAUUUCAUUUCAUGUUCUCUGUGCUGUUAUUGUUUUCAUUUGUACUGCCCUUUACAAAGUCCAUGAGUAACAACAAAGUUUGAUGGUAUUCUCAUUUAUUGUACAAAGAAUGUAAAGUAUGCCAUCUCCAUGUAUCAAAAUGAUCCUUACCCCAAGUUAAUUGAAUCUUAUUUUAGGAACACAUAAAAUUAGGGAAUUGGAUAUUUAAUUUAUAAAUCAGGUGUUAGGUUUCAUGACACAUCCCUAUCCAUCAGCACAUCUUAAUGAGAUUUUAAAUUACUUUGUAAUUUGAGAAUACAGCAGGGAAUAUCGACCCAGGAAGGGACUCACCUUAACUUCUUUAAAUAUGUAAAAUCAAUGCAUAUAAUCUUCUAACAUCCCAAUGUAAAGGAUGCAUACUGACAAGAAAAUCUCCAUGUGGGAAGUGGAACUCAGAGCAACCAAAAGCAACCCUUAGGAAUAUCCAGCUAUUCACUGAAGCCAGAACUGAGCUGCAGUUCUUUCACAGUAUUAUCUCCCUAAGAUAGAGCCACACUAGGAUGUUAUCGAACAGAAAUUACACGUAAAGCAGUCAUAACAUGAACAGGAUAGCUCUCGAUUAUGUGCAGUUUAAUUAACUCCUUUUAGUAAUGUAGUCCCAAAAUACCGGUCAGGUGUAUAGUCUAAGCUGUAGCACCGUCAGCUGCCACUGGCCUGCUCCAAUAAACAGCUACCGUAAUAACGUUUUAAUGCUCUACCGCUUAGAUGUAAACAAGCACAGAUGAUAAAGCAGAGAGGGUCAAAGAGAGAGGUGGACAGAGGUCAGAUUGAUACAUGUAGUUGAAGCAGCUGGAAAGCAGACAGGUCCACGGUGAUCCAGAGGAACCUAUGACACGAUGGAGCUCAGUGACUCCCAGAGAAGACUGUGUAUGAGUGGCUCUAGUAGGAUAGGAUGAUUCAGAAUUAAUGAUACAGACAGAAAGAAAGAGGAUGGAGUGGGAGGGAAACUGAGGUCCAGCCCAAGUUCAUUAGUCAUAAAGGUCCUGUGUUGAAUGACUUAAAUGGGUUCCAUACAGGUUCUUAUAAAUGAAAUCAGGACCAUCAAGAGUCCAUGUUUUUUGUCCUCUUGGUAUGUCCAUUUCUCACCUUUGGUUAAUGUUGCCAGUGUUUUUGCUUACCAGUUUUUUGCCUAUCCACCAAAGCCACUCUGAGCCCAUUCUCCAUCAAACUCAAGGAGGCCCAAAUUGGCCUUAUUUGGAGGUGUUUCCUGAAUCCACCCAAUGUAUUUGAUGAUUGUCCCUUAAAGCAGACCAUUUUCAUAAAAAAGCGGAAUGUUCAAAGGUUAUUUGAUGCGUAGACCUACAUUUCCUCCUGGUGUCCAUGAGCAGUUUCAUGCCCCGAAUUCUUUAACAAGCCGCACGCUUUAACAGAACCUGGAUUGAUUGUUGGUGCGUCUGGGCACACAAUGAGGUGCACAAAAAGAUGAAACAGAAUAUGUGAUGUGUUUGUCAGAAAGCAUACAGUAUGUUCUCCUGUGUUCUGGAGCACAGAUACACUGAAUGGAGGCUGUCUGCGUAUUACUGAUCAGAUGGAGAAAAGCCUUGGUUAGAAAUAGAACGCUUGAUUAUUAACCCUUUGCUGAAGUGCACUAUUUGAUGAAAGGUACUCUGAGAGUAGUGAUCAAUCGGGUCUGACUGAGUUACAUUUAGUGAGUCAUGCUGUUCUUCCAUUCCAGGUAAAUUGAGUGGGAUCGGAUGAGUACAUUCACUUUAUAUAUUUUUACCUCCAAUAUUCAAUUAAAAUGCCAUCCUGCGCCACCCUGGGAUGAAGAAUCUAAAAUGGAGGGAAAUUACCCCAGCACAGGAGGGAGGGAGGGAGGGAUAGAGAGAGAGAGAGAGAGAGAGAGAGAGAGACAAGACUCUUCUUGGCUGGCUAUUCAGUGUUGCUAUGCUGCUGUAAGGAGUGAGAGAGAGAAAGAGAGAGGGAGGGAGAGGGAGGUAUGGAGGGAGGGAGGGAGGGAAGGAAUGGUGGGGGAGGCUGGAGGAGAGAGAGGCCUGGCAGACUGUGGGGGAGGCGGAGGCCUCAUCUGCAGUGCUGUGUGCAGAAGGAGCGCUUAGCAGCCUUUCAAAGGGGGGGAAGGGGGAGGGAUGGGGAAAGGAGCUAGGGGGAGGGGAGGAGAGGGGAGGGAAGGAAAGGGGGAGUCAGGGAGGAGAAGAUGAGAUGAGGAGAGAAGGGAGAGGGGUGAGGGAGAAUGGGGGAGGGAGCGAUGGGGGCAUAUGAGAGACGGGCAUCAGGGGGAGAUAGGAGGAGGAGAGAGGGGAGAGGAAGAAGUAAGGAGAGUAGGGGGAGGGGAGGUGAUGGUGUAGAGACUGGCGCCCCCUGUAGCUGAAGGAGGGAGGCAGAGGUCCUGGUGAGUGUGUGCUGUCAGACACAAAGAGGUGCACACUGCUGAGACAAAACAGCCCUCACACUUAAGACGAAGGGGCUGAGUCCUUAAACUAAACCACCAACCAAAGUUCAGCUUUUACCUCCGUCUGACCUGCAGUUGCCUCCACCUGAGCUGCAUCAGGAGGAUGUAGGUGCAAGACGAAAAAGGUGAAGAAAGUACAGGAGGAGAGAGAGAAAGAUAGAUCGGAGGAGUUAAGGUGAGGAACAUUGGAGAAGAGACAUGAAGAGGGAUCAAAGGCAGGUUGUAAUGCAAUAUUGACUGCUGUGGAGGUACUAAUGGCGCCCCCUGUAGGGAACAUGCAAACCUGGCAUGGGAUUUUGAAAGGGUAGGAAGGGAACAAAUUUAAGGUUUUGGGCGCAAAAUGUCACCAUGUACUUUGCAUCCCCUGAAUAUUGCAUGUUGCCAGAAGUCAUCUAGAUCAGAGCGUCACACAAACCAGGACAAUAACAACAGCAAGGGGACAACAGAGGAGGUGGAGAUGGGAGGGGAUGGGGGGAGAAUAUGGAAGGAAAGGCCUUGCAGACUGCUGGGGAGACAAGAGUCCUUUUCUGCAGAGAUGGGGGACAGAGAGCGAGAGAGAGAGAGAGAGAUGGUGGGUAUUAUCCCACUGCUGUCGCCUUCUGCUUUUAGGAGGCCCCGCUGCUUAUACACAGUGAAAAUGAUCCAUGGGAGUAAUAUGGUUAAACUGAAUCAUUCAGCAGGCAUGGGAAAGCAAGCAAAUCUUGGGGAAAUGAGGGGAAAGGAAAAGAAAGCAGAGCCAAUGGUGAAAUGUUUCAGACAAAAUUCAUUUGUACGAUCAAAGAGACUAGGACAUGGCAGAAAAAAAACACGAGGACAAGACAUUGAAAAGAGAAAGUAGUGCAAAGAGACGUUGCUAUUCUGGUAAACAAUUUCAACACAGCACUUGAGAGCACAUGAGUACACAGUGGAAGCUUCCUUUUGUGCUUUACCUGGACAGGGUCAGGGUUAAGAGAUCCUCUGAAAUCAGAGAGCAAGGCAGAUUCAUACAGACUUCAUGUUGCACAUAAGUGAUUCAAAAACUUUUUGGCCUGUAACCCUGAACUCGAAAGUCUUUAAUAUUCAAAUAGCAUACAUUUAUGAAAAGCUGUGAUAUGUUAGUAUUUUAUCUCAAAUGCACAAUCAGAAUGGAAAAUUGACAUAAUGACUAUUUGUCUCUUAUUCUAAGGUUUCCCUCGAGGGUAUAUGCUAAAUCCUCUACAAUCAAACUAACUGAGAAAGGUAGACAGGGCUGAUUUACAAUAACACCAACCUUGGUUUGAGGCAGCUCUCAACACAGUCCUGCUGUCUUUUAUAUGAAUAAAGCCUUAAGAUGAAUAUGCCCAGCAUCAAGACCACAACAAUACAAAACUUGUUCUAAAAUAAUAUUGGGAAAUCAUAUUAGUAAUGUGGCUGAAUUAAAAAGAAGACAUUUAUGAGGAGCUGAGCACUCAGAAGUAAGGUUCAGCACUUUUUGAGAGACUGUAAACAAAUAGUUAAUCAUUUUCACAAAAAAAGUGUAAAACUGCAAAAGAUUUGGGAGAUUUCUUCAUUUGCAGUACACGAAACCGUGCUCAGAAGUACAGAAGAGACAAGGCUGAAAAUCAUUACUGAAUGACCUUGAGCUUCCAUCAGGUAGCCCUGCAUUAAAAGCUGACACAACUCUGGAGUGGAAAUCACUGCAUGGACUUAAAAUCACGUCCAAGAACCACUGACUGUGACUUCCACAAAUGCGGGUCAAAACAUGCAAAGAGAAAACCAUGUUUAUGUAAAUCUGGUCCAAAAAUGCUGGUGACUUCUCUGGGCCUGAGUCCAUUUAAGCAGCUGGAUGCCUGGAUCCCUCUGUAAGUCCUCCUCAUCAUGGGCAUUCUGAACCUGCACCCUGCAAGUAAUGUGCAUUUAAAUCGAGAAGGGUGCACUGAUUUUGAGAGCUGAAUUCAAGGUGUACUUGUCUAUCAUGGAAGAAACACUGUACAUUUAUGUCCUAGUUAUCCUGCUACCCAGUAACCAUAUCUAGCUCAUUUCUCCUUUAUACAGACAACACCUCCCCCAAUCCAAAUUCAGACAGAAAGGAUGACUUGUUUCCAGUUAUCAGUUUACCUUUGCUUGUAUGGACUUGAUCACAGCAGGCUAAGUAAGCUUGCCCAGAUGCCCCCCAUCCCUGACACUGCUUCCCACCCGGGAGAUCCCCAAGGUACCAAUGAUGUGAAUUAGAUGUGAAAUCCCUCCAGUGUGUUCUGGGCGUACCCUGGGGUCUUCCACCAGUUGGCAUUUGGAAAAUGUCCAAACAAAAGUACCCUGGAGGCAACCCAGAAAGCUGCCUAAACCACCUCAACAGGCUCUUAUAGACGUGAAGGAACAGCAGCUGUACUCAGUGUGCUGUAGGGUGUUCUCUAUACUCUGUCUUUAGGGGUAACUUCAGACACUCUGAAGAAGACACUCAUUGUGAUUGUAACCCAAGGCUAAUGACUCUGGGUGUUGGAAUAUAUUUGAGGCAAAUCAAAGCUUUGCCAUUCUCGGCUUCCCCUGCAUGCAACACUUUUGCCAAUCCAUCUCAACACACAAGGCCUUUAGAUUCUCCAUUUGCCAAAACUUGUCCUGUCCCAUCUGUAAAAAAAG
Messenger RNA from Xyrichtys novacula (pearly razorfish), 19972 nucleotides. The record is from the annotation of a GenBank genome assembly. Lineage: Eukaryota; Metazoa; Chordata; Actinopteri; Labriformes; Labridae.